Molecule: messenger RNA, 1036 nt
Organism: Populus nigra (black poplar)
Lineage: Eukaryota; Viridiplantae; Streptophyta; Magnoliopsida; Malpighiales; Salicaceae
Product: germin-like protein subfamily 1 member 16
Exons: 2
Coding region: 33-713 (226 amino acids)
Cellular component (GO): cell wall
Molecular function (GO): manganese ion binding
Source: RefSeq, a predicted model, not a curated record
GCACAAUCUAACACAUUCUAUCAUUCUCAACAAUGAUGAAAGUUGCUAAUUUGAUAGCAGUUUUUAUUCCCUUGGCUCUGGCUUCCUCAUUUGUCACUGCCUAUGACCCCAGCCCCCUCCAAGACUUCUGCGUAGCAAUAGAUGAUGCUACUUCUGCUGUUCUUGUUAAUGGAAAAUUGUGUAAGAAUCCAAGCCUCGCCACUCCUGAUGAUUUCUCGUACUCGGGGCUUGAUGUUCCUGGAAACAUAUCAAAUCAACUUGGAGCACGUGUUAAUAUCAUUACAGCCGAUCUGAUGCCUGGGCUUAACACUCUUGGCGUAUCUUUAGCACGGAUAGACUUGGCGCCAAACGGUGGCCUAAACCCUCCACAUUAUCACCCCAGAGGAUCGGAGGUUCUGCUGGUUUUGGAAGGCACUCUUUAUGCUGGCUUUGUCACCUCAAAUCCUGAUCAUCGUCUCUUUACCAAAAUCCUAAAACCAGGAGAUCUCUUUGUCUUCCCAUUCGGCCUCAUUCACUUUCAAUUGAAUAUUGGAAAGACUCCUGCCGUUGCUAUUGCUGCACUAACAAGCCAAAAUCCAGGAGUAAUCACAGUAGCAAAUGCAAUCUUUGGAGCCAGUUGGCCUCUUUAUCCUGAAGUUCUCACCACAGGAUUCCAUUUGGAUAAAAAACUUGUGGAGGAUCUCCAGAGUCAAGAAUGGGUGAACCCUACAUAAGUACUUUCUAAAUUUCCCAUAUUCGCAUAGUUGAUAUGCGAUAAUAAAGAAGUGCUUUAUUUCUUCCCCCUUUUAGAGUAAUGCCGUUACCGUAAUUGUUGGGUGACAAGGAAGUGGUUGUGUCCCUUGUCUAUGUGUUUUUUUGAUACGUUCUCCACCUGUUUUGUUGCUGAAGGGUUUAUGCUCUUCAGUUGAGGUUUCCCUUUUGGAUUAUCCACGUCCGCUCUGUAUUUUGAAUAACUUAAGAUGGCAAGCUGCCAACUUCUUUUCAUCAUGUACCAAGUUUAUGUCCUGUUUGAUUGUAUCAAAAGUUUUUUAAUCUA